This is a messenger RNA of Closterium sp. Naga37s-1, 3615 nucleotides long. NCBI's taxonomy places the organism in Eukaryota, Viridiplantae, Streptophyta, Zygnematophyceae, Desmidiales, Closteriaceae. The record is from the annotation of a GenBank genome assembly.
AUGUCAUCAUGCUUCCGUCUCUCCGGUCUCGUCCGCCCUUGUCACUCACCUCCCUCCCUGCGUGCAGCGCAGCACCGCCGUCGUCAGCAGCAACGUCUCAGCCGCCCGCGGCGGGCAGAGGCGCGCCGUCUCCCGCAGGAGGAGGUCGGGGGGGGAGGGGCGCACCCGGAGGGGGGAGGGGCGCGCCGCCAGGGGGAAGAGGUGGGCCCGUUCCCGCAGGAGCACCAGGGGGAGCGGGAGCCCCUGGCGCAGGCGGAGGGCGCGGACGCGGGGGGCGCGGGCGGGGAGGACGCGGAGAGCAGGCGCAAGGAGCGGGGGGAGUUGGGGGCAUCACCGCAGGCAUGGCGCAGAUGGGCCGGGUGCUCUGCCGGCAGCAGCGGCGGGCGUGGCGGUGACGAUGGCGGGCCCCGCGGGCGUUUCGAGCAGGGCGCUGGUGGCGGCGGCGCGGCCCGAUUUCGGCAAGCUGGGGCGGCCCGUGAUGCUGCUGGCGAACCACUUCAAAAUCGACUUCCAGGUGCGCGCACGCGCGGGGAUGGGGCGGGGGGAAAGGGGGGGGGGGUGGGGAAGGGGGGAGGAGGAGAGGGGCGGCCCGUGACGCUUCUGGCGAACCACUUCAUAAUCGACUUCCAGGACCUGGUAAUAUACCACUACGACGUGGACUUCUCCCCCGCGCUCGCCUCCAAGGGCGUCAUGCGCGCAGCCAUCCGCCAGCUGGCGGAGACCUACAGCGCGCAGCUCGUCUCCCCCGCCCCUGGCGGCGCCCCCAGCGCCCCCGUGCGCCCCGUCUUCGACGGCAUGAAGAACAUCUUCACUGCCCGCCCGCUGCCGUUUGACAGCCAGGAGUUUCGUGUGGUGCUGCCCGAUAAAGACGAAGGGGCAGGGGGCGGGAGAGGCGGCGGAGGAGGCGGGGGGAGGGGAGGUAGUAGCAGUGGUGCUGGGCGCGGGGGCGGGAGGGGCGGGCGCGGAGGGGGGGAGCGGAGGGAGCGGGCGGUGAAGGUGACGGUGAAGCUAGCUCAGCAGUACCCCAUGUCAUCCAUGGCUUCCUUUCUGCAGGGGCGGCAGGCCGACAUUCCGCAAGUGCUGCUGCAGGCACUCGACGUGGCACUGAGGGAGCGACUGCUCACCAGCCUCACUCCCGUGGGUCGCUCGCUCUACUCCGCCUCGCUGGGCAGCACAGCCCUGGGCGGCGGGGUGACGGCCUACCGCGGCUUCUUCCAGUCGGUGCGCUUCUCCCAGCAGGGCCUGGCGCUCAACGUCGACAUGGCUGCCACCGCUUUCCACCACGACAUGCCGCUCCUCACCUUUGCCGCCGACUUUCUGGGGCGUGGUGGCGGCGGGGGAGGCGGCGGGAGAGGUGGGGGGAGGGGUGGGUUCGGGGGGAGGGGUGGCCGGGGGCCGGGAGGGGGAGGAGGAGGCGGGUUUGCACCGAACGCGUCGCUGAGCGAUGGGGAGAGAGUGAAGCUGAAGCGUGCGCUGCAUGGGAUCAAAGUGGGGGUGACCCACCGCGACACGCCCCGCCGGUCAGUGCCUCUCCUACUCCCUGGCCCGUUCCUCACCCGCCCGGAAAGCUGUUUUCCCCCAUCCCGGCUUCCUCUCCCUGUCUCGUUACUGCCCCUCCGUCCCUCCGCUCGUCCGCCGCUCUGCCCAUCCACCCAGCCCUCCUCCCUUUCCCCAUGCAGGUACCGCAUCCAGGGCCUCACGCGCGAGCCGGCACACGCCCUCACCUUCACCAUCGAGGGGCAGGGGGAGACCUACCGCAUUCAAGGCCUAACUCGCGAGCCGGCACACGCCCUCACUUUCACCAUAGAAGGGCAGGGCGAGACGUCUCUCGUGGCCUACUUCCGCUCCGCCUACGGCUACACCAUCCGCCACCCCAACCUGCCGUGCGUCAUGGCGGGCGGCGGGGGCAAGAGCUAUCUGCCAAUGGAGGUGUGCCACAUCAUCGGCGGGCAGCGGUACGGGCCGAAGCUGAACGAGGAGCAGGUCAGCUCGCUGCUGCGCUUCACAUGUACAAGGCCGGAUGUACGCGCGGGGGAGAUCGGCAGCAUGGUGACCCGCAACGACUACCCCAAUGACCCGUACGCGCGUGAGUUCGGCAUGCUGGUGCAUCCCCAGAUGACGCGCCUGCAGGGCCGCCUGCUGGACCCGCCCCGCCUCGUGUACAAGGACAAGAAGGACGUGGUGCCGCGCUUUGGAGCGUGGAACAUGAUGGGCGGGCAGAGGCUGAUAGACGGAGCGCGCAUCACGCACUGGACCAUCAUCAACUUCGCGCCCUAUCUUGACGCCAUGGGCGUGCAGCGCUUCGGCCAAGCCCUCACGCAGCGAUGUGCUGAGCUGGGCGUGCAUAUGGAGCCGCGCCCAGUCGUGCCACCCCUGACCGGCCGAGUGGAGUCAGUGGAGGCGGUCAUGCGCCAGCUGGCGGACGCUAGCAGCCGAGCGGUGCCGCCCGGGCAGUGGCUGCAGCUGGCGGUGGUGAUUCUGCCGGGCAGAGGCACGUUCUACAACGAGAUAAAGCUGAUCGCUGAGACGCAGCUGAAUGUGGUCACCCAGUGCUGCCUCGUGAACCACGCCCAGAAGUGCCAGUCACAGUACCUGGCAAACCUGGUGCUGAAGAUCAACGUGAAGCUAGGGGGACGCAACGUGCUGCUGCAGUCGGAGAGCAUCGGCCGCCUGCCCAUGGUGGCCGAGCGCCCCACCAUUGUUUUUGGCGCUGACGUCACGCACCCCAGCCCGGGGGAUGACUCGUCGCCCUCCAUCGCUGCUGUCGUGGCGUCUCGGGACUGGCCGUGUGCGAACCGGUAUGGGUGCCUGCUGCGCACGCAGGCGCACCGGCAGGAGAUGAUAGAGGGGCUGCACGAGGAGAGGCAGGGGGCGGACGGCAGCAUGCAGGCGGGCGGGCUGGUGCGGGAUCUGCUGAUGGAGUUCUAUCAGACCGCCAAGCGCAAGCCCGAACGCAUCAUCUUCUUCCGAGAUGGCGUCAGCGAGGGGCAGUUCUACCAGGUGCUGGCGUACGAGCUGGAGGCAGUAAAAGCAGCGUGUCGGGCCAUGGACCCCACAGGCAGCUACAGUCCGCGCAUCACCUACGUGGUGGUGCAGAAGCGGCACCACACGCGGCUGUUCCCCGCGGACAACAACCGCGACAAUAACGGCAAUGUGAUGCCGGGCACGGUGGUGGACUCGGUCAUCUGCCACCCCAGGGAGUUUGACUUCUUCCUCAACUCCCACGCCUCCAUCCAGGGCACCUCCCGUCCAACGCACUACCGGGUGUUGUGGGACGAGAACGGCUUCACAGCCGACAGCAUGCAGGCGCUCUGCUACUCCCUCUGCUACACCUACGCGCGCUGCACGCGCUCCGUCUCCCUCGUGCCGCCCGCCUACUAUGCUGACCUGGCGGCCACGCGCGCGCGCCUCUACCUGGAGGGCAUCUCGGGCAGCAUGCGGGGGAGCGGGUCCGAGAGUGGGUCGGCGGCCGGGCGGGCGGCAGGGGGCGGCGAGGUGGCGGGGUCGGGCGGCACGGGGAGCUCCAGUGGGUCGUCUCGAGUGGGGGGGGCGCCGCCUGUGGUGCCGCUGCCGGUGGUCAUGCCUGUUCCCAGGAAGGGCAUGUUCUUCUGCUGA